Messenger RNA from Melanotaenia boesemani (Boeseman's rainbowfish), 649 nucleotides. It is a transcript of the gene apoc1, whose product is annotated as apolipoprotein C-I. The record is from RefSeq and is a predicted model, not a curated record. Gene Ontology annotation, biological process: lipoprotein metabolic process; triglyceride metabolic process; negative regulation of cholesterol transport. Bases 131 to 379 code for a protein of 82 amino acids. Gene Ontology annotation, molecular function: fatty acid binding; phospholipase inhibitor activity. The transcript is spliced from 4 exons. Gene Ontology annotation, cellular component: extracellular region; high-density lipoprotein particle; very-low-density lipoprotein particle. Lineage: Eukaryota; Metazoa; Chordata; Actinopteri; Atheriniformes; Melanotaeniidae.
UGAGCCAGUCUGGUGCUUUGCGUCACCUCCUAGAAUCGUGCAGGCUUAUAAAGAGGAGCCCGCUCGAGGAGCUCUAGGAAACUAGAUUUUUAUUCUCUUCUAAGUCGGAAAACAGAAAAUCACAGCCAAGAUGAGACUGUACCUUGCAGUGGCCGUGCUGAUGCUGGCUUUUGUCGCAUACACAGAGGCUCAGGAGGAGACCAUUGAGGAUAAAUUUACCAAGUUCGGCGAGCAGAUAAGUGAAAUGAGCAAGAACCUGGCUGAGAAAGCCAAGACAACGUUCCAAGACAUUCACAACAGCGACUUUGCUGAGAGCACCAGGAAUUGGUUCACCGAACAGUUUGAGAAGAUUAAAACCAAGCUCGGGGAACAGUCCUAACCUGCUUCCUGCACACACCAGACAGCACCCUUUCUACCCAUUCUGCCUGCUGACCUCCAUUCUCUGACUGACCAUCAUGUUGAGGGAGGGGGAUGUCAAAACGGUUACAAUUGCUUAAUGUAAAGAGUUAAUAGACUGCACUCUUUUGGGGGCGAAAUGUGAAAAAGUGCAAUAAAAAAAGUCUAAAACAAAGUAUUUUUUUUGAUAAAAAUUCUCUGUUACCAUCUGUUUUUCCUCAAUGCAAAAUAAAACGAGAAUUUCUGUACAAAA